Molecule: messenger RNA, 5709 nt
Organism: Odontomachus brunneus
Lineage: Eukaryota; Metazoa; Arthropoda; Insecta; Hymenoptera; Formicidae
Gene: nsl1
Product: KAT8 regulatory NSL complex subunit 1
Exons: 12
Coding region: 1169-4435 (1088 amino acids)
Cellular component (GO): NSL complex
Molecular function (GO): histone acetyltransferase binding
Source: RefSeq, a predicted model, not a curated record
GCCACAUCCGGCAGCGACACCCGCAGUAUUGGUCGAUCGCGCGACGGCAGCAGCGAAGUUGGUCGAAUUUGCUAUAUACAUUAUUGAUAAAUAGCUCGCGUCGUUACCCGUGUGACUUUCCGAUGCGGCGAGAACAGCCGACGUAUCGUGCGUGAUCGACGACGGCUCGCGCAAGAGCCGUUUCUCGAGCGGAACCGAGUGUGCUUUUCACGAAGAAAGAAGCGUGGUAGCCGCCGUGGACGACCGACUGCCGUACGACGUACCGUGACGACAGUUACGUGAGAAGAGAGAGAAAGAGUGAGUGAGUGAGCGAGCGAGAGAGAGAGAGAGAGACAGAGAGAGAAGGAGAACGCGCGCGCGUCGCCUGGCGAGCCGAGAUCGGCGACGGACGAGAGCAGCCGAGUACGGACGACGAGAUUAUCGUACGUUGGGUGUGACGCGGUUCGCGUUGCGCUCUGUGUGCGCGUAUCGGACCGGCGAAUUGUGGCGGAUUUCUGCGCGCUCGAGUUCCAAGACAGCGUUCCUCGCAAGAGCCCGCGGCGCUAUCCCACGAGAGCAUGCCGAGCCCGGCCACGAAGAGGAGACACUCGCAGAAAGGAAACAGCGCUCAGAACGCAUUGUUACAGACGACCCUGGUUUCAACGCGCUCGGAAAUAUUUUAAUAACGACGUCAAUCGUUACAGACGGUGAAAGAGACUGCGAAUUAUUGCGAGCGCAAAGUCCAGGAAAUAGUCACCGAAACUAAAUUAUCUUAGCAACUAUCGUGGAUCAUCGUCGUUGUCGUUAUUGGACCUUCUCGUAUAUGUUACGAGAGAACGCAUUGAAAUACGUUUAAUGACACAUCAAAGAUUAUGCCUCCUAAAACGUGAAAAUCAAAAAACUUAGCAUCUCUUGAGAAGAAAUGGGCGAAUCAAUGAUCAAUAACAUGGGAGAGAGCGUCGGUGCGAUGUAAUUACGCGACGUAAAGGAUGGCAGACUGAUAAUAAAUGAUAUAUUAGAGUAAAACGGAAAGAGCAUAGAAAGAGACAAGAAAGAGGGAGGAGGGAGAGAGAGAGAGAGAGAGAGAGAGCAUAAAUAGAGAAAGUGGCAAAUAGCAGCAAGGGCGGACAGAGAGGGAGAGAGCAGGAGAAGGAGCAAAAGUGCCGGACAGAAGCGUAGUAAUGGAUGAAUGGGAGUGAGCGCGACGCACAGGGAGCGCAGGAGCGGGCGCGGACGGGAGCCUCUGGAUGUGGAGGCCGCGGCACUGGCAGCGUCAGUGGCAGUGAUGGCCCCUGCUCUGACGGAAGGCGGUCCUCAAAAGCCUGAAAACUUGCUCCCUUCCCUCCCAGCUGGCGGUUUCCUCUCCGCAGAGCAAGCCACGCAGGUGUGCCAGAAUCGUGAGAUCCUGACCAAGUUUGUCGUCCCGGCGAAUGUGCAACCGUCGAAGAUUGACGACCAAUGCCUGCGCGGUGUCUCGAAAGAUCUGAUUCGCGAUGUCAUUAACUCGAAAUACGCCAACGAUCUCGACAGUCUGUCCACGUUCGCGAGCGCAUCUGACUUGAUCGCAAAGGACGGCUUGACGGCGGAGGAGCAGGACUUUGAGCGGCCGGUCACGCCGGACGGUCUCGAACCGCAGGUGACUGACAUUAUAAUGAACGAUCCAUCUAUGGGUGAUCAAACCAACAACAUGGGUUUCUUGAAAUCGAGCGCGGACUUGCCUCUGGUGGCUUCUGAGACUGCGGGUGACAAUAAGAAUUUGGACGUCGAUCAGAUAAUGGCCUUCGGCUCCGACAUCACCGCUGAUGCCGAGCAAUGCGGCAUUGCGAAUGUCACCGAUAUCGGGCAUAAUGUGGACGAGAUUUUGCAAGUGAUCAAGUCGAUCGAAGGUGCGGACAGCGCCGAGAACAUCUCUGCGAGCGGUAGCGAACCCGUGCAGAGCGCCGUCGAUGGCGUCGAGAUGUUCGCCAUGCCUGAGGAGGGAUUCGCCUCCUUUGAGCGAGAUUUACUUAACGAUGUGGACGUGAUGAGUCUUUGCAACGAUAAUAUAAAUAUCACAGACACGGUGGACCAACAAAAAUCUAACAACUUGAGACUGCAGCAAGACAUCGUGGCGCAGAAGCAAUUCGAGAACGAGAGAAGGAGUGCAUUUCUACUGAGAAGACUUAGGAAACUUCAGGCGAAGACGAUGGGCAGACACGUCGCGGAGGAAACCACCGGCGUUCUCGAAUUGGCUCAGCAUGGAGUAAAGAAAUAUUUGUUUCAAGAAUUAGUCAAUAUCAGUUCGAAAUCUAAUGUCAGAAACUUUCCUGAGAUUAGUAGCAGUUUGCAUUCGUUUCUACAGAAAAUUGAGAAAAUGUGUAUCGCCCAGAGUAACAGUGUGAAUCGUCAGAGAGUGUGUUGUCGAUACUUUGGUGGAGGCUCGCGCGAUAAUUUGGCCGGCGCAUCUGGUAACAAUGGCAAUCGUCAGCCAGUGUUUGGCACUCAUCAAGUUAAACUGAACGGUGAAGAAGUGGAAAGUGUGGCCGGACCUUUGUCUACGCAGUUGCACGUUGUGGAAUCCAACUUGGAUUCGGAUUGUACAGCGUCCAGCAGCGGCGGAGAAAGCUGCGACGAAAUGCAGACAUUUAACAAUCCGCACCAACAGCAUCUGUCCAUAUCCAAAAGAGCAGCAUGGAGAUAUGCACAAGAUCGUGCAGGUGUAGCAUCACGGUGGACCUGGCUGCAGGCACAAAUAUCAGAUUUAGAAUACAGAAUUAGACAGCAUAACGAUCUGCAGCGGCAUAUUAGGGCCACAAAGGGCUUGAUUAUUAUCGAUAAUGCAGAAACUGUUAAUGGAUAUAGUGGCGCUCUACCUGGUUCUACUGGACGAUACAGUUCACCCGAAAGUGAAUUACCAGCUAGUAGAACGCGUCCAUUUGUAUGGAGUUUUUAUAGAAAGAGAAAGCUUUUGCAAGUGGACAAACUACACGAAGUUUCAAAGCGUGCAGCUAAAGCGUCAACAGUGAGAUGCAACUGUGAUCAUGUGUUGCCUGCGUGUGCUUUAUGUACAGGAAGGCUUGAUCCAAUGCAGCCACAAGAAUCAAUUGAACAGCUUUCUAUACAGGAACGUGUAGCACUUGUUGAUCCUAGUUUUCAUCCGGUGUUGUCGUUCACGGACGAAAUUGUACAUGGCACUCACUUGGAAGCUAUUAUGAAGUCGGUGGAGUGGCAACAAAAGAUUUUGAGAGCAAACUUGCGAGUUACCCGAGUAAAAGAUAAAGAUGGCAAUGAAAGAAGGAAUAAGAAACUUCCUGGUCACAGGACGAAAUACACCGCGCGAUUGAAAAAAUCAUCCUCUACUAUACUUACAGCAAGGAUCAAGAGAAAAGUGUUGAAAAAUGGAAAAAGAAAUAGACUCGGUCACGAGAGAGGUGUGCACGGAUUAAAUAAGAAACGAAUAUCAAAAUUGCCGACCGAGGACGACGACGACAUCAGCGCGCUUUCAAGUUCCAGCAAACAUUCGUCUCCAGUGCCUUCUCCAUUGCAACACGUUACUGCCUCAUUGGAGAAAAAUACUGUUAAAGAAAAAAGUUCCAGUUCACACGGGCGUUUGCGACAAAACUCGUACGACAUUGACAAUAUAGUCAUCCCCUACAGUGUCGCUGCUUCAACCAGGCUCGAAAAAUUGCAAUACAAGGAGAUUUUAACACCAAAAUGGAGAUUGUGCGAGGAGCCUACGAGAAUGGACGUGAAAAAUGGUGUGAUGCAUAGGUCUGGUCAAGACAGUGAUUUUGAAGAUAUGUCAGAUGAAACUAUCGCUCUGAGGCACGAGCGUAGCGAGCGCGAGGAAAACAAGCGUUUCAUGACGUAUAUCAAUAUGCCUCAUCAGACGCGCAUUCGUCACAACCAACGCCGUGUCGACAGCAGAGCGGACAGCGGUGCGAAUACGCCAGAUCCCAUGUCGCCGCACGCUAGCGACAUGAGCGGUGACGUGAUAUCGCCUAUUACGUCUCCGCCCGCCACCCCGUCGCAGGUGCAGGAUACGGAGCAUCCGCAGCCGUCGAGUUUGGAUUCGCAGCGACCGACUGCUCUACAAAACGCUCUACGACGUCGCGCCAUACCUGUCACGUCAACGGCCGCGUUUAGACUUGGAAGAGACGAUGUUGCGAUCGCAUUUACCGAAGACGAAAACGAGAUUUUACCGUAUGAGCCAAGAAUAUUCCCGCUAUCCGAGGAAGUUUACGACAAGAUGCUAAAGGUAAUGCCGGACGGACACUGGCAGGCUUCGUCGACAUCUCUAUGCUCCCGCGACGGAGAUAAGGGUGAUGAUGACGUGGAAAUGGAUUCUCCCGAAUCAGAUUCGACCGAAUCGGCUUGUUGCGAUAUAGACGGUGAGGAUCCGAAUGAUCCCGAGUGGACAGUAGCCGACGAUAGGGACACUGAAAAGGAGAGAAUACGUCCGACGGCUAAAAGAUAGGAUGAAACUCUUAAUAAAUACAUUGUCUAUGUCGUCGUUACUAUAUACAGAAGCUACCUGUCAAUUGUUAUAUAUACCUGUCGCUCAUGUAACAUGCACCUUAAGUUAAAUGGUAUUACGAAUCUGUAAAGUGUAUUAUAAAUAUAAAUUUUAUAACUUCAUCCUGCUUAAAUUAAUGGAAAACCUUGAUUAUUAUUACUCUUUUUUUUUUUUUUUAAAUAUUGCUAUUUUGGCCAAAGCAUUAGGAUUCUAUGAGCGCCGUAUUACGCUAAUGUACAUACAUUGCAUUACCAAUUUUCCUUCUCUAUGUUACGAAUAAUAGGUAGUAUUAUAAUUCCGAGAAAAGUGGAAUCUCAUGACAGAUCGAGCGAUUUUGUACUAAAAGCUGUAUUUAUGUCACAAUCAGUCCUUCACUUUAAAUAAAAGUGCCAAUCGAUAUGCUCCAUAGCACUGUGUAUUUGUCGAUUCUUGUGCGCUUUUUUUUAUUUUGUAAAAAAGAAUAUGGCCAGAGAGCCCAAAACCAGAUACGCGCACACACUUUGCGAGACACGCCGAUAUCGUCGUGAAUGCUUCGAUCACUAAUGUACGUUACGAUUUUAUUAUGUGAACUUGUAUUUUUAAAUCUUUGUAUUAUAUAUGUACAGACCACACACACACACACACACACAUUAUAUAUAUAUAUGUAUGUAUAUACAUAUCUGUCUCAUAACAACUUUUGCACCUAAUUUCGCAAAUAUCAUAUUUUAUGUAACAGUCAAAAUCACAGUUUAAUCGAGUACCAAGUCCCGUUUAUUUUUCAUACGAUCUAUGUUCUAUAUUUUUUAAGAUACGCUGUUACAUCGUACAGGUAAGAACACAACAUUAAAAUUAUGCGAAAGAAUGUAUAUUCGUGUAUCAUAGGGGAUAUAGUCUUGAUAUAUAGCGUGUGAAUUUGAGAUGUAUAGAACAAAAGCAGCUAGUAUUAAAAAUGCUUGUGUAUGAGUAGCUGUGUUAUCAGUUGAAUAAAAAUACCCUGUAUUUUGACUGUUAUGUUCUUAUCAUUGCAUUGCGAUUUGUGAGACAACUUCAUUCAUUAAUUUAAGCGUUAACAAUGCCGAAAUUUUUGUGUCACUGUGAUUUCACGAUUUUCUAAUAGUCUGUGAUAUUACAUGUAUUUUCGUUCGUAUUAGAAAAGUUUUAUAACCAGAAAAAUGUCUACACUCUUUUAAAAAUCGCAUGCGUUUCAAUUUUGUACAUCACUUUUAUGAUGCAAAUAAAAAUGAGUGAUAACAGAA